CGCGCCGGCCUGUGGCCCCGCAGCGGCCCGGCGCGGGCCCGAUGAGCGGCGGCCUCGGCCUCCGGCGCAGCCCGGAAAUGUCCGGCAAGAUCGAGAAAGCAGACUCUCAGCGUUCUCAUCUCUCCUCCUUCACCAUGAAGCUGAUGGACAAAUUCCACUCACCCAAAAUCAAGAGAACGCCAUCAAAGAAGGGAAAACCAGCUGAGGUGUCUGUGAAGAUUCCAGAGAAGCCUGUGAACAAAGAGGCAACAGACAGAUUUCUACCAGAGGGCUACCCUAUCCCCUUGGAUCUGGAGCAGCAGGCAGUAGAAUUUAUGUCCACCAGUGCUGUGGCUUCCAGGUCUCAAAGGCAGAAGAACCUGAGCUGGCUGGAAGAGAAAGAGAAGGAAGUUGUCAGUGCCUUGCGCUACUUUAAGACCAUUGUGGACAAAAUGGCUAUUGAUAAGAAGGUACUAGAGAUGCUUCCAGGGUCUGCCAGCAAGGUGCUGGAGGCCAUCUUACCCCUGGUGCAGAGCGACCCUCGAAUUCAACACAGCUCAGCCCUCUCCUCCUGCUAUAGCCGAGUGUACCAAAGUCUCGCCAACCUCAUUCGUUGGUCUGACCAAGUGAUGCUCGAAGGUGUGAACUCAGAAGAUAAAGAGAUGGUGACAACUGUCAAGGGGGUCAUCAAAGCCGUGCUGGACGGAGUGAAGGAGCUGGUCAGACUUACCAUCGAGAAGCAGGGGCAUCCGUCUCCAACAAGCCCAGUGAAACCCAGUUCCCCAGCCUGCAAACCCGACGGCCAGUCUGAGCUCCCCCUGACAGAUCGAGAGAUGGAGAUUCUAAACAAGACGACCGGCCUGUCGCAGUCAGCCGAGGGGCUCCCAGAUUCCACGGAUGAAGAGGUCGCGCCCCCCAAACCCCCCUUGCCUGGCAUUCGUGUGGUUGAUAAUAGUCCUCCACCAGCAUUGCCGCCGAAGAAGAGACAGUCGGCUCCGUCCCCCACCCGAGUGGCCGUCGUGGCCCCCAUGAGUCGAGCCACCAGUGGCUCCAGUUUGCCUGUUGGAAUUAAUAGGCAGGAUUUUGACGUGGACUGUUACGCACAGAGACGACUGUCGGGCGGCAGCCACUCAUACGGCGGCGAGUCGCCGCGCCUGUCCCCCUGCAGCAGCAUGGGCAAGCUCAGCAAGUCGGACGAGCAGCUGUCCUCUCUGGACAGGGACAGCGGGCAGUGCUCCCGGAACACAAGCUGUGAAACGCUAGAUCAUUACGACCCUGACUACGAAUUCCUCCAGCAAGACCUCUCUAACGCAGACCAGAUACCUCAGCAAGUGGCCUGUAACCUCAGCCCGUUGCCGGAGUCCUUGGGGGAGUCUGGGUCUCCGUUUCUUGGCCAUCCUUUCCAGUUGCCUCUGGGCAGCUGUCCCCAGCCAGAGGGGCCCUCGGCCCCAGGGCAGCAGAUGGACGUGCCGCCUGCUCUUCCCGAGAAGAAGCGCAGGAGUGCGGCCUCCCAGACGGCGGACGGCUCUGGCUGCAGGGCGUCCUACGAGCGGCACCCCUCGCAGUACGACAACAUCUCCGAGGAGGACCUGCAGAACCCGGCCUCGGCCCAGUCCGUCCCCUUCACGCCCUUUGCUGCUCUUCUUCCCUAUCAGCAAGGAGGUUCCUCAGCCUCGGUCGAAUUUGUGGGUGAUUUCACUGUUCCUGAAUCAACAGGUGACCCAGAAAAACCUCCUCCUCUACCGGAGAAGAAAAACAAACACAUGCUGGCCUACAUGCAGCUGCUCGAGGACUACUCGGAGCCGCAGCCCUCCAUGUUCUACCAGACGCCGCAGAAGGAGCACAUCUACCAGCAGAAGAACAAGCUCCUCAUGGAGGUGUACGGCUUCAGCGACUCCUUCAGCACCGGCGAGGCCCCGCAGGAGCUCGCGCCCCCCCCCGCCCUGCCCCCCAAGCAGCGGCAGCUGGCCUCCUAUGCUGCUUCUUCCUUCUCCUCUGUCUCCUACUGUGUCCAGCAAACUAAAGUGGCCUUCAUUCCCGAGGACGGCAGUGCCACUCAGGGCAUCAGUGUGUCCGUCUCUAACUCCUUUCUCAGCCGGCACGGCAACUUACCUGUGCCCUCGUAUAAAUCUGUGUUUAGGUCCUACUCCCAGGAUUUCGUGCCUCACAGCCAAGCUUCCGUCCAGCCUUUCCUCCCGUCUACCUCCUCUUCCUCUCCACAUUUCCCACCUGUCCACCAGUCUCAGAGCUCUGACUUAGCGGUGCCAACCGUAGCCAGUCCACCUCCCAGCACCCUGGACGGGCCUCUUUCAUCUUCUCAGGAGAGCAGCUUUCAUGGGAACACUGUCUGCCUUCCUUCCGAAACCUCUUUCACUGACUCGCCCCAGACGCCUUCGAGCGAACGCGCCAGUGAGGGUGAAUCCAUCAGUCUGUAUGCCUCUGGCCAGAGCAGCGAGGACACUGCCUUCUCUUUUCAGGAAUCACCAGCUUCGAAGGACGGACAUCCCAGAGAUGCCUCGUCGGCCGGCAGUGCACCUGGGAAGGAAAACAGGGACGGCGGGGACAGGGCCCCAAAGUCACCAGAUGCCCCAGAGGCUCAUUCGGAGGAGGAAGUAGACGAGCUGUCUCUCAUUGACCACAGUGAGAUUAUGGCACGGCUGACGCUCAAGCAGGAGGGCGACGACGGACCAGACGUCCGGGGAGGAUCUGGUGACAUCCUACUGGUCCACGCUACUGAGACGGACAGGAAAGAUCUGGUGUUGUACUGCGAGGCCUUCUUGACCACCUACAGGACCUUCAUCACCCCUGAGGAGCUCAUCAAGAAGCUGCAGUACAGGUACGAGAAGUUCUCUCCUUUUGCCGACACGUUCAAGAAGCGCGUCAGCAAGAACACGUUCUUCGUGCUGGUACGGGUGGUGGACGAGCUCUGCCUAGUGGAGCUGACGGAAGAGAUCUUGAAGCUGCUGAUGGAGCUGGUCUUUCGCCUGGUGUGCAACGGGGAGCUCAGUCUGGCCCGUGUGCUCCGGAAGAACAUCCUGGACAAGGUGGAUCAGAAGAAGCUGCUCAGGUGUGCCAACUCCGACCAGCCCCUGGCGGCCAGGGGCGUAGCAGCCAGGCCCGGGACCUUGCAUGACUUUCACAGCCAUGAGAUAGCUGAGCAGCUGACACUGCUAGAUGCCGAGCUCUUUUAUAAGAUAGAGAUUCCUGAGGUUUUGCUUUGGGCAAAAGAGCAGAACGAGGAGAAGAGCCCCAACUUGACCCAGUUCACGGAGCACUUCAACAACAUGUCCUACUGGGUCCGGUCAAUCAUCAUGUUACAGGAAAAGGCCCAAGACAGGGAACGUCUGCUCUUGAAGUUCAUCAAGAUCAUGAAGCACUUACGGAAGCUGAACAACUUCAACUCCUACCUGGCCAUCCUCUCGGCGCUGGACUCGGCCCCCAUUCGCAGGCUCGAGUGGCAGAAACAGACCUCAGAGGGCCUGGCGGAGUACUGCACGCUGAUUGACAGCUCAUCCUCCUUCCGCGCCUACCGGGCCGCCCUCUCGGAGGUGGAGCCACCGUGCAUCCCAUACCUGGGGCUCAUCCUGCAGGACCUCACCUUCGUUCACCUGGGAAACCCAGACUAUAUCGACGGGAAGGUGAAUUUUUCCAAACGGUGGCAGCAGUUCAACAUCCUGGACAGCAUGCGGUGCUUCCAGCAGGCGCAUUAUGACAUCCGGAGGAACGACGAUAUCAUAAACUUCUUCAAUGACUUCAGUGACCACCUGGCCGAGGAGGCACUGUGGGAACUCUCUCUGAAAAUCAAACCCAGGAACAUAACACGGAGGAAAACAGACCGCGAAGAGAAGACCUAGGAGCAGGUGCCGCGAGCGAGGACAACGCGAGAGGCUCAGAGGGCCGCUCCGAGGCUGGAAGGGACUUUGGACCUGUUACGUGGCGGUGGCACGUGUCCUGGCCUCAGAGCCACCAGGCCCAUGCAGGCCGCUGCUGUGCCGGGCAGGCGUCCGGAGCCGCAGCAGCUUCCUGCCCCUCCUCCGCAGGAGCAGACCCCCGGGCCGGGGGAGCCAGCGGGCGGUCUCACUGCUGAGUUGUGAACUGGGGGUUUGGGUUUGGUUUCUGCUUUUGCUCUGUCUUCCGCUCUCCCUCUCUCCCCCUCCCCCCAAGUCUGGGAGCAGCACAGGGACUUCAGCAGCAGCCCAGGAACGGUGGGAGUCUUCUGAAUCGCCUGACAGAUGAGUAGAGGCCCCAGGACCCUCGGGGCGGGGGCUGCUCUCCCCGUAACCUUCAGUGGGGUGGGCAGAGAGUAGAGGAGACCCGGGGAAGACUUCUGUCACUUGCCAUAUCCUACUUUUUAAGUGGAGGAUGGUGUGAGCUUCUCACCUGGCCCAGAAGGGUACGGCAGGGGGCCUUUCAGCAGCCCCCGGGGCUGGGGCUCCCGUCGCGGUACCGG
Molecule: messenger RNA, 4429 nt
Organism: Kogia breviceps (pygmy sperm whale)
Lineage: Eukaryota; Metazoa; Chordata; Mammalia; Artiodactyla; Physeteridae
Source: RefSeq, a predicted model, not a curated record